AUCAGCAUGGGACUCUGAGGUGGAAGCAGAGCUCCGGCCACAGUUCCUGUUGCCGAGGCCCCAGGCCUGGGGAGGGCGACCAGAGGCCCCACGGGCAGUGUCUCCUCCUGGCCCUGGGCAGCAUGGUACCCGCCACUCGGGCGGUGGAGGAGCAGAAGCCCGCAGAGCCACGGCCGGACCCGGAGCUCAAGUCCAGAAGAUGUCUGGUGGUCUACCUCUGCUUCUAUGGCUUCAUGGCACAGAUGCGGCCUGGGGAGAGCUUCAUCACACCCUACCUCCUGGGUCCUGACAAGAACUUCACACGCAAGCAGGUCACCAACGAGAUCACGCCAGUGCUGUCCUACUCCUACCUGGCCACGCUGGUGCCCAUCUUCCUGCUCACCGACUACCUGUGCUACAAGCCGGUGCUCGUGCUGCAGGGCCUGAGCUACAUCUCCGUAUGGCUGCUGCUCCUGUGGGGCUCCACGGUACUGCACAUGCAGUUCAUGGAGCUCUUCUACAGCAUCACCAUGGCUGCCCGCAUCGCCUACUCCUCCUACAUCUUCGUGCUGGUGCGGCCUGCCCACUACCAGCGCAUGGCCAGCUGCUCGCGUGCGGCUGUGCUGCUGGGCGUCUUCACCAGCGGGGUGCUGGGCCAGCUGCUGGUCUCGGUGGCCGGGCGCUCCUUCACCACGCUCAACUACAUCUCACUGGCCUUCCUCGCCUUCAGCCUGGUCCUGGCCCUCUUCCUCAGGUGCCCGAAGCGCAGCCUCUUCUUCAACAACAGUGCGGGCAGGCCUGGCGCCGCCUCGCCCUCCGAGCUGGACCGGAUGAACCCGCUCCCUGGCCUGCCUGCUGGUGGGAAGCGGGUCGCGGUGCUGCAGGAGGCCAUGUGGGACUCCGUGCUUGUGCGCAUGUUGCGGGAGCUGGUGCACAGCCUGCGGCGGCCGCAGCUGCGCCUCUGGUCCCUGUGGUGGGUCUUCAGCUCGGUGGGCUACUACCUCGUCGUCUACUACGUGCACAUCCUGUGGAAUGUGGUCAACCCCACCAAGGACACCACCGCGGUCUACAAUGGUGGGGCUGACGCCGCCUCCACCCUGCUCAGUGCCAUCACCUCCUUUGCCGCGGGCUUCCUGAACAUCCGCUGGGCCCUGUGGGCCGAGCUGGUCAUCGCGGGUGUGACGGCGGUGCAGGCCGCACUGGUCUUCCUCAUGUACAGCACGAACAACAUCUGGCUGUGCUACAUCACCUUCGUGCUUUUCCGUGGCUCCUACCAGUUCCUGGUGCCCAUUGCCACUUUCCAGAUUGCAUCUUCUCUUUCUAAAGAGCUCUGUGCCCUGGUCUUCGGAGUCAACACAUUCCUGGCCACCGCUCUCAAGACCAUCACCACCCUCAUUGUUUCCGACAAGCGGGGCCUAGGCCUCCCUGUCCGCUCUCAGAUCUUGGUUUUGGUGUCAAAUAUAAGAACUCUUUGCCUAGGCCAGGUUCUGGGAGAUUUUCCUCAUUAAAAAAAAAAGUUUUACAUUGUCUGUGAUCCAUUUUGAAUUAAUUUAUAUUGAAGGUAUGAGGUUCACAUCCAGGUUCAUUCUUUUGUCUAUGGAUGUACAGUUGCUCCAGCAUCAUUUGUUGAAAAGACUUACCUUUCCUCCAUGGAACUGCUUUUUCACCUCGGUCAAAAUUCGGGUGGGCAUAUUCGUGAUAUCCUUCCUGGGCUCUCUGUGUUCCAGUGAGCUGUAUGCUUGCCCUUCCACUGUCACCAGUGUCCUGGUUACAUAGCUACUUGGUAUAUUUUGAAAUUGGGUAGACUGAUCCUUCCAGCUUUUAAGUUUUUUUCAAAAUCAUUUCAGCUAUAAUAGUUUCUUUGCCUUUCCCUGUAAAUUUUAGAGUAAUCUCAUUUGUAUUUACAAAAGUUCUUGAGAUUUUUGUUGGGAGGUAUUGUUUUUUCCUGGGGUUUUGCUAGGAGUUACGUCAAGCCUCUGUGUAUCAGUCCUGUGUGCAUUGAUAUCUUUACCAUGUUGAGUCUUCUAAACUAUGAAUGUGGCAUGUCUCUCCAUUUACUUAGAGCUUCUUUGUAGUUUUUAAAUACAAGUACAAUACAUGUUACAUUGGAUUUCUACGUAAGUGCUUCAGUGUUUUUUUGUUGUUGUUGUUUCUUUUUUGAGCAAUUGUAAAUUAUAUUGUAUUUUUAAUUUUGGCAUCCACAUUCAUCUGCUAGGGCUGCCAUAACAAAAUACCAGCCUGGGGGGCUUAAACAACAGAAAUGUAUUUUCUCACAGUUCUGGAUGCUAGAAGCCUGAGCUCAAGGUGUCGGCAGAGCUCGCUCCUCCUGAGGCCUCUCCCUGCUGGCCGGCAAUCAUCUUCUCCCUGUGCCCUCACAGUCUCCCCUCUGUGCGUGUCAUCUUCCCUCUUAUAAGGACUCCAGUCCUGUUAGAUUGGGACCCCACCCAUACAGACUCAUUUAACCUUGGUCACCUACUUAAAGGCCCCAUCUCCAAAUAGUCACAUUAGGAGGUAGGGCUUCAACAAAUUAAUCUUGGGGUGGGGAGGACACAGUUCAUUCAUAACAAUAUCCAUUGUUUGUUGCUAGUGUAUAGAAAUACAAUUGAUGCUUGUAUGUUUAUCUUGUAUAAUCUUGCUGAGGUUAUUUUUGAGUUCUAGGAGGUUUUCUCUUUUUUUGUAUGCCUUGUAUUUCCUUUUUUUGCCUUACUGCAUUGGCAAGAACUUUAUUAUUUCUUAGCUUUUUUGAGAUUCUUGAGAUGGGGACUUAAGAGUAAUGCUUUGAGACUUUUCUAAUAUUUGCAUUUAGUGCUAUAUAUUUUCAUCUCAGUACUGCUUUAGCUGCAUCUUGUAGUUGAUAUGUUGUAUUUUCAUUUUUGUUCAUUUCAGUGUAUUUUUUAUCUCCUUUCAGAUUUUGUCUUUGGCCUAGGGUGGUUAUUUUAGAAUGUUUUUUACUUUCCAAGCGUUCUCAGAUUUUCCUGUUAUCUUUUUGUUACUGAUUUCUAUUUUGACUCUUUUGUGAUCAGAGAAUACACCUAUAUGGUUUAAAUCC
This is a messenger RNA of Manis pentadactyla (Chinese pangolin), 3028 nucleotides long. It is a transcript of the gene SLC19A1, whose product is annotated as solute carrier family 19 member 1. Gene Ontology annotation, cellular component: basolateral plasma membrane; apical plasma membrane; plasma membrane. The record is from RefSeq and is a predicted model, not a curated record. Gene Ontology annotation, biological process: folate transmembrane transport. The transcript is spliced from 6 exons. Bases 123 to 1487 code for a protein of 454 amino acids. NCBI's taxonomy places the organism in Eukaryota, Metazoa, Chordata, Mammalia, Pholidota, Manidae. Gene Ontology annotation, molecular function: folate:monoatomic anion antiporter activity; folic acid binding.